Messenger RNA from Cyphellophora attinorum, 717 nucleotides. Its product is annotated as putative prolyl 4-hydroxylase 3. The transcript is spliced from 2 exons. The record is from RefSeq and is a predicted model, not a curated record. The coding region runs from base 1 to 717 and encodes 238 amino acids. NCBI's taxonomy places the organism in Eukaryota, Fungi, Ascomycota, Eurotiomycetes, Chaetothyriales, Cyphellophoraceae. Gene Ontology annotation, biological process: peptidyl-proline hydroxylation to 4-hydroxy-L-proline. Gene Ontology annotation, molecular function: iron ion binding; L-ascorbic acid binding; procollagen-proline 4-dioxygenase activity. Gene Ontology annotation, cellular component: endoplasmic reticulum.
AUGGUGCAGAAAGCUCUGAAUGUGAAAGAGCUUGUGCAGCAGUCGUGGCAGCCAGCUACGCUCGAGAAUAUAUGCAAUGAUCAUCAGUACACGGUCGAGAUCAUGUCUCUUGAUCCGCUCAUCAUCUACAUCAACGGGUUCUUGUCUCAAGGCGAGACAGAAUACCUCGUGAAGAGCAGCACGGAGUACACCGGACGGCGCUCGAAUGGCGAUGGGCAAACCAGCAACGCGCCGAAGUCAUAUAAGGUAUCCAAGAACGAUAGUAUCAUGCUCUGCGUUGGACAACGAGCACUGGACUUCCUGGGUUUCCUCGAGCAUGAUGACUUUGAGGAGCCUUGGUUUGUGAGGUACGAGCCGGGACAGAAGUUUGGACUUCAUGUUGAAAGCGCCGAGGCGCCGUAUACGGACGAAGAUGGCAGCCUCUACAACAAGCUGGCCACCUUCUUCGUGUAUCUCGAGGCGGAUUGCUCAGGCGGCGAGACCUACUUUCCUUUUCUGCCGUCUGUUCCUUCUGACGCAAAUGGGAACAAGUUCUCGAGGACUGCAAGCGGGAAGGGAUUGGUGUUCCGGCCGAUACGUGGAAAUGCGGUCUUCUGGCUGAACAAUCAUCCUAAUGGUACUGUGCAUGAGUCGACGGCGCAUAUGGGCUUACCCAUCACGGAAGGCAAGAAAAUUGGGAUGAAUAUCUUUACAAAGCAGAGGUGGGUUGCCCAAUAG